CAUAUUUGCCAGCACGAUCAAGCAUCCAGCAAGCACGGGAGACGCAGCUGGGCCAGUGCAAAUCUCAACCGUGCCGUGGACAGUCAACCGCUCUCAGUGUGUCCGUACGUGUGUUUUGCUGUUGUCGUUGUUGGAGCCGCAAUAGCUCCCCAUCAUAUCCAGUGUUCCAGCGUGCGUUUGUGUUUGUGUUGAGUGUACGUGUGCGCGGUGUAACAUCUAUCCGUUUUUUUUUGCGCGCGCGUGUUUGUGUGUGUGCAGCGCCUAGAUUGGUGUGUUUUUGUAGAAGUGUGUGCAAGUGCGUUGUCCAAGUCGCAAGAUCGACGCUUUUUUUUCCUGCUUCAAUCCGAAAGCUCACGCCUAAAGCUUAACGAGCAGAAUCGAGAAUCGAGGUGUGUGAGAAGAACGAAGUUGGUUUUGCUUUGCUGGUGUGUGCGUUUUGUUCGCAUUAGGCAAGGAAUAGAUGCGAACGGAAAGGUAAACGUGCCAGUAACACGUCUUCCACGGUUCGCUAUCCUUCACGAUCGCUAUCGAUUCCGGACCAUCGUGGUCCGUGUCCAUUGACAGCCGGUUAGGCUUCUGCUUCGACUACAACGCGUUCGACCAACAGAUCAGCCCAGCAGCACUCAAUCUGUGCAACAUUAAAUCUUUGCUAUAAUACAGAGAUCAGUUACGCAGCGAACGGUGACCGGGGCUGUUCGGUGUUUAGGCACCAGUGCACAACUAGGAAGACACGACCGUACACUACGGUGGCUAACAGCAGCAUUUCUCGGUGUGAACAACGUGACAAAUUCGUGCACCGAUCUCGUGCCCCCAACAUGGCUUCCACGCUAAUGUUCUGGAACAAGCAGAACUCCAACUCCAACCAAAAUGGAAACGAUGCCAAGAACACAAAAAACGGCCGCAACUGGUUGCACGCGCCAGAUGUGCUCAUCAACGGACAUGUCGCUUAUCUAGUCAAAUACCUCGGUAGCACUCCCGUGGAGCAGCCAAAGGGUAUCGAAGUUGUCAAGGAAGCCAUCCGGAGGCUGCAGUUCACACAGCAGAUGAAGAAGGCAGAAGGUGGUGGCAAUGUGAAGACGAAGAAGGUCGAAAUUACCAUCAGUGUGGACGGUGUAGCAAUACAGGAACCACGAUCACUGACUAUCAUGCACCAGUUUCCGCUGCACAAGAUAUCGUACUGCGCGGACGAGAAGGGCGUUAAGAAAUUCUUCAGCUUCAUCGCCAAAACCGGCACGGCGGCAACGACUACGGCCUCUAUCAGUUCUGGCGAUGAUACGAACAGUUCGAACAAUUCCACCACCAGCAACGGUACGGAGGACCGGCACGAAUGCUUCGUGUUCAUCUCGAGCAAGCUCUCCUCGGACAUAACGCUCACGAUCGGGCAAGCAUUCGAUUUAGCUUACAGGCGUUACGUCAGCGAUAGUGGCAAAUCGCUUGAGUCGGUCAAACUUCUCGCGCAGAAAAAACAGCUGGAACACACGAUCACCGCCUAUCGGCAACGGCUCCGUGAUCUGUCCGAGCUGGUCUCGAAAGCGGAACUGGAGAAACUGCUGCUGAAGAUGGGCCUCAGAGACAUUUGUGAUGUGCCAGCGAUAGAAAAUGGCAUCGAAGGCCAUAACAAUUACAACAGCAAUAAUAACAACAUUAACAGUAACAACCAUAAUGUUAAUGGCAACAAGACGCCAGAUUUGGGAAUUGAUGUCUCGUUACCGAACAAUGACGAUCAACUACUGAUCGAAACGUCACCAAAACACUUUGCACCGAUCGUUCCACCGAGAAACAUUCAAAAUCAGAUUAACAACACACUAGAAGCACUCAAACCGUCGGUCGGUACCAAGCUGGAAGGGCUGCUUUUGAACUCAGACUCGGACAGUGAUUUCGAUCCACGUGCACCAGAUACGGACACGUGUAUCUCUACGGGUGGUGGUAACAAUAUCAGCAACGAUCUGUUCGGCUUUGAGCCACCGAAACCUACGAAUGCCACCCUUGGCCAGCAACUUUUCGGCAGUGUCACCAACAAUGGGCACAACAAUGGAUUCACCAACGGUAAUGGUGCUGUCACGAACGGAUUCAGCGCUCCGAACAGUCCUCCUCCCAUUUUGGCUCCUCCACCAGCAAAGUCCGCUCCGCGGCGAACGGUACCGCAGAGCAAUGGAACAACUAACGGAAGCAGCGCGUACCAGGAUCUAUUUGGAUCGGUACCAUUCAAUCCGCAGGGCAAUGAUGGUACGACAACAUCGACGGAAGAAUCUUUCGCCCAUGUGCUAAACGAUCGCACAUGCUCCGUCAACUCGGCCAACCUCAAAUCUGGAUUCGGUCCAUUCUCGCAAGAAGUGAACGUACUGAGCAAAAAUUCGUACCAUCUCGAUUCGAUUCUUGCGUACGGUGAGGGCUGCAAUGGUACGGGCGCCUUUAAUGAACCAACCGUCCCAAGCAGCACCACCGCCGGAACCGCUGCAAAUCUGGCCUCAAAAUUGAAUCCAUUCGCGGCGGCCAUCCGCAACAGCAAUCCGCUCGCUGCCGUGCAGCACAAAGCUGCCGCGUACGACGUGUUCAAAAACGCAGGCGACAAGGAACGGUUAACCACUAACACCGGUACGGUCUCGCAGCCAGCAUCGUUCGAUGCGGACGAUGGUGAAAUGACACACAGUGCUAACAUGACGGCCCCAGCGGCCCUUGCAUCCGACACAAUUGGCACUAACCAAUCGGUUCACAUUUCAUCCGGACCGGGGAACGAACCGGCUCACGCUUCCGAGGCGCUGUUUGAAGAUUUUGCUUUAUCGGCUUUUAACGAGUUUAAGAAAGAUUUAAGCAUCAACAGCCGCAACGUGAAGCGUCAGUCCUCGUUCCAGCAGGACCGUCUCCAUAAACCAUCGCUCGGAUCACUCAAAUCCAUCGGUGGUAGCCUCGGGGAUGCUAACGAUAGUGGUGGGGUUCGCUUGCGCCGGGCCGGUGGUGGCCCUGUGCUACUCCAGCCCGAGAUGAAGACGACCAAGAACGGUUUCUUUAGCUCCGACGAUGUGUUGGAUACGUUCGAUCCGCUAAAGAAGUAAAUUCGAACCAUCAUCCACCUGUAAUAAUACGAUCGUCACCAAUCGACGGUUUACUCGUCUCGUCGAGCGCAGGCCAACUGUUUCAAACGAGUAAUGCAUCAUUUAGACAGUAAACUAACCAACACUCUCGUACUGUACUGAAACAGUUGCAGCCCUAUACACAGCGCCCGGUAAAUCCGGUGGAGGACGUUAUUAAAAAUUUAGAACCGUGUGUGUAGUAUGUCCGCGUGUUUAUAAUUUUGUUUUGUUUUGUUUGGAAAUGGAGCGGAAAACUUUGCGUAACGCUAUGUGAAAGUAAAGUGGAUUGUAAUUUGUUAUAGUAAUUGUACGUACUCCAUUAAGUAGGGACACAUUUUCUGCAUUCUUUACCUUUUCCGUUCUGUAUUUUUGUUUUUGUUUCCUCUGAAGAAACUCGUUGCCGAACACAGUUUUGAGUUAUCUGUCCAAAAAUAGUCUUUACAAUACAAUUAACGGUGCUGAAAUUGGCAACAUUAACAGAUAUCGUGUUUGAUCGCAAUUGUAGCGUUGUAUAAAACCAAUGUGAUGCCAAAAGAAUAUUCAUGGUGACAUUAUGCUAAACGUAAAAUAUACAGCACAAUAUUCUGCAAAGAACUGUAAUCGAAGUGAAAGCAAAGGGAAUUACUAUCAAGCACAAAUAACAAUAUUCCAUUCGAUCCAUUAGUUUAGCAACGGAACGAGUUUAAGCUAGUAACAGGAAAUAUUCAAUAUACCAUCAAGCGAUAGAUUAAUUUAUAUUUACUUUUAAUCAAACACUAACGUAAAACGCUCUGUGGUAAAAUUAUCCUAAACGAAGCAUUCCCUCGAUGUAUGUGUAAAUGAUGAUUUAAAUGUUUCUUUACCUUCGUUUUUUCAUCCUUCGAAUCUCCUACCAUUUCCGAUUAGUGAAUCAAUUGGUGCAUUAGAACAAACGUUAGUGUAUGGUGUUGAGCAAUGAAAAUUUCGUGAUGGGCUAGACAAUCAAAGGGGAAAAAAAGAGAGCGAGUUAAAAUUUUACAAAUAUAUUUUGCACUUUUGGUAAAAAAAAUCAACGAGAGUGAGUUGUAAAAAAUAGAAAUUUUAAAACCGAAACACGUUAAUAGUAUGUUAGUGACUAUUUUUGUUUGUCGUAGAUUCUUUUUGGAGAGAGUAGAUUGAAAAUAGUUUGUUAUUUUGCUUUUGUUGUUUUGCUCCAUGUUUGGAUACUGUUCAACUUUAACAUUUUCCAACAUUCAUAUUCCAGUGCAUUAACGUUUUGUAAAUUUUGUCAUUUGCGUGUUUUUGACUCUCUCAAUGUGUUGUGUAUCAUGUUUGUUUUGUAUUUUGUUUCGAUUAAUUUUCCGUUUUUGUAAUCUGCAACCAAAAUCUGAAGCGUAAAAUAUUCCCCAUCACGAAACCAUUCAGUACUGUGACAGAAUAAUACGAACCAUUACACAUAGGUUUAUAGAGGUAUGCAAUAAUACAUGUAAUGCUAGUGGAUAGAUGUAGCGCAGAGAGAAACCCCGGUUCCAAAUUGUAUCACGACCGGAUCGUAGCCAGCGUUUUCCAUUUACAUUUUUGCUUUUCUUAACAUACUUUGUGGUUAGUUUCGGUACGGCUAUUGUGUAAACGAGCAAAACAGCAUUCGGAAGGAAUCGGUAGGGCCAUUGUUAUCGUAGUUGAGUAAACAUAUCAAUCUAUACAUAUGGAAUUAUAUAUAUAAUUAUGUUAGAUGAGUAUGUAGCGAAUAAACGAAAAAUAGAACA
Molecule: messenger RNA, 4795 nt
Organism: Anopheles funestus (African malaria mosquito)
Lineage: Eukaryota; Metazoa; Arthropoda; Insecta; Diptera; Culicidae
Gene: ced-6
Product: PTB domain-containing adapter protein ced-6
Exons: 11
Coding region: 816-3053 (745 amino acids)
Source: RefSeq, a predicted model, not a curated record